CUUCAAUGCGAAAAUGCUUAAUUACGCGUUAACAACUGUGUUGGUUGUGCAGUACAUGCAAGUACAAAGUAAGGACACUAAUUCUACGAAUAAUAACUGCAGAGAAGAUAAUGGAAGUAUCAAAUGCUGCACAGGAUAUUAUAGACACGAGGGGAUAUGUGAAGAAUGUUUUGGAGCCUAUGGGUUUAACUGUUCAGAGCCAUGCGCCGAUGAUUAUUUUGGAUAUCUAUGUAAAAAUCAAUGUAACUGUCAGAAUCACGAAAUCUGCAAUAAAUACUUCGGUUGUCAAACAAUUAAUAAAACGGACCGCAGCACAGAGUGUCAUAACACAAUGCUUUUUUUGGUGAUUGGAUCCGGAUCGGCCAUGCUAUCACUCGCAUUGGUGUUUGUUGGUGUCAUGUUCUAUAGGUGGCACACUAUUUUGCAAAGCAAUAUAUAUCCCACCGAAAGUCAAACAGGUUUUCAAGUGAAUGUACUACCCUUUUCUGAAAACCACGAAGUUUAUCAGGAAAACUACGAUGAUAUUCGAGAAUCUCGAAUGCUCCUUGCUGGUAAAGGAAAUUGCCACAGGGAAACUAUAGAAAAUAGACUAAGUUCAACGGAUUAUAGUCAUUUGUUCCUCAAAGGGCGCACUUCACGGAAAUCAAUUAGCGAGAUGCCUGAACAAUAUUAUAGUGCAAUUGAUGCACGCUUUAAAAGUAAAAUGCCGCUCGUCAUGAUGUCCGAAUUUCCUGAAGACGAUUGCUAUGUCAGUGUAUCUCAGCUUGCUAGGCAGAAUAAGAGAAUAUCAAAGUCAUGCUCUGAUCUAAAGAUAGAUAUGUCGGAUACACACCAUGAUAUAUAUUCAAAUCAAUGGCGCAAGGCCAAGGGGGAUACAAACAAUCAAACUAUUCUGAUAGAACAUUUAUAGUCAUUUGAAUUAUUUUAAGCAACCCCCACUAAAAUAAACGUCUUUUUAAUGUCCUUCUUUUUACCACUAUAAAUCAAAUAUCAAAAUAUGCUAAUAAUCAAGCUCGCUCUCACCACGACUAAAGAAUUACCACUGAAAGCCAUACAUGUUAAGAACACUAAUUUCUUCAGUUUUACCGCCACGGAGAAUAAACACCUGAUUCGAUAGUAAUAUAUUGGUCAGCCAAUUUAAUCACUGGCCAUAAUUAAAAAGGAAAAUAUGAAAGGAAUAAAGAGCACAAGGAAUAAAACAAAUGUCUUAUUCUAAUCAUUGUUGUGAAUAGAUAAACAACCUGUUUGAUUUUAGACAUUAAAUUAGUCAUCAAUAAGUGUAUAUGAGACAUCUUUUAUUGCCUAAAUCCUGUUUAGGCAACACAUGCAGCAACAGGUAUGAAGAAUUAUUUGAACACGUAACAAAAACACUAAAAGAUUGAUGAAUAAAUGUAGGCCUAUUUUAAAACAUAAAGACUUCGUGUUAAUUUUUAAAAAGUAAUAUCCAAAAAUAUUUGCUAAAAAAUGAUGAAUAUUUUAAAGUCUAGUACACGAACACGACAAUUCAUGGUCCUCUCUUGGAAUUUUUUCAACAUCCGAUAUUCUGAUUAAAUAUUUUCUAUAACAACGCUGAUUUCUUGUCAAGUUUUUUUUUGUUUUGAAAUGUAACUUCACAAAUAUCACGGCUUCAACAAAAAUGUUGUAAAAAUAUUGAUGUAAGAUUAUUUGAGAUAAAAAAAAAAAUAUGUAUAUUAUGAAUUUGUUGGUUUAUUUUCAUCAUUAAAUGCGAAUUUAAAAAUACAUUAAAUAGUUUUAAAAAAGAAUAUUUUCUAAAGUAAAUGAUGAAAUUAUGUUUAUCCAUGUAAGUUCAUGAAACCUUUUAGAGUUGAUAUGCAGUUUCAAUGUGGGCAAAAUUGAGGGGGAAAUUCAGAUUUAUUUUAAAUUUGUCAGCAUCUAAGUUGGUGUGACAGACACAUGGUAUUUUUUAAAUUUAAUGUUGUUUAGUGU
Molecule: messenger RNA, 1947 nt
Organism: Magallana angulata
Lineage: Eukaryota; Metazoa; Mollusca; Bivalvia; Ostreida; Ostreidae
Exons: 6
Coding region: 14-910 (298 amino acids)
Source: RefSeq, a predicted model, not a curated record